Molecule: messenger RNA, 1320 nt
Organism: Quercus lobata
Lineage: Eukaryota; Viridiplantae; Streptophyta; Magnoliopsida; Fagales; Fagaceae
Product: stemmadenine O-acetyltransferase-like
Exons: 1
Coding region: 13-1320 (435 amino acids)
Source: RefSeq, a predicted model, not a curated record
UCUACACAGAAAAUGAAGGUUCACAUUGAAGUUAUUCACAACGAGACCAUCAAACCUUCUUCUCCAACUCCACACCAUCUUCGCCAUUACAAGCUUUCCUUUCUUGAUCAAAUAUCACCCCCAGUUUUCAUGCCCUUGGUUCUCUUCUACCCUAAGGAAGAUUGCACUAAUCUGACUAACUCAUCAGAGCAAAGUAAUCGGAUUAAGAAAUCCUUGUCCGAUGCCUUAACCCGAUUCUAUCCACUAGCAGGACGGGUUAAGAGCAAUCUUUAUAUUGACUGCAAUGAUGAGGGUGUGUACUAUGUGGAAGCCAACGUUGAUUGCCAGCUCCAUGAAUUUCUUGAGGAUCCAAUCCCUGCUGAGCUCAAUAAAUUUCUACCAUGUGCACUAGACGAUGGGAACGAAUUACCUGCAAUCGUCCAAGUCACUUUGUUCAGCUGUGGAGGGAUUGCCGUUGGUCUUGGCAUAUCUCACAAAGUUGCGGACGGCUUGUCAUUCUUCGUGUUUCUCAACACUUGGGCUGCUAUUGCUCGCGGCGAUAGCGAUAUAGCUAGCCCUCGACUCGAUUCAGCCAAGCUUUUUCCUCCGAAAGCUUUGACUGGCUUCGAACCAAGGACCGGGAUUGUGAAGGAAAACAUUGUGGCAAAGAGGUUUGUCUUCGAUGCCUCUGCCAUAGCAGCUCUUAGAGCCAAAUACACUGACAACACAAGCAUCGAACAUGCAACACGGCCUACUCGCAUUGAAGCCUUAUCAGCUUUCAUAUGGAGCCGCUUCAUGGCUUCUACUCAACCUAAAUCAGACCCAAAUAAGAUCUACACAGUUCUCCAUGCUAUCAACCUACGUACUAGGCUUGACCCUCCUCUUCCUAAUAACUAUUUUGGGAACAUAAGCCGAAUAGCAAUCUCAGUGCCAUCCAUGGAUGCAGAUAAUAGGUGCUCUGACAUUGUUAACCAAGUGAGGAAUUCAAUAAGGGACGUGAACGUGGAUUACGUGAAGAAACUUCAAGAAAGUGAGGGUCAUCUGAAUUUCAUGAAAGAGCGCGCUGCAAGCAUCUCAAAGGGAGAGGUAGUACCCUUCAGCUUCACCAGCUUGUGCAGGUUCCCUAUAUAUGAGGCUGAUUUUGGGUGGGGGAAGCCGGUCUGGGUUGGCUCGGCUAGGUUGACGUUCAAGAAUCUUGUUACUUUCUUUGACACUAACUCCGGAAAUGGAAUUGAGGCAUGGGUAAACUUGAAAGAAAAAGACAUGGCUAAAUUUGAAAGGGAUGAGGAAUUCCUCACGUAUGUUUCAUCGACCCCAAAUGUGAAAACUACAGUGUUAUAA